Messenger RNA from Hypoxylon trugodes, 1087 nucleotides. RefSeq lists its product as uncharacterized. The record is from RefSeq and is a predicted model, not a curated record. The transcript has 2 exons. Lineage: Eukaryota; Fungi; Ascomycota; Sordariomycetes; Xylariales; Hypoxylaceae. Bases 539 to 964 code for a protein of 141 amino acids.
UCUAGUUGAUUCAAUUCUUUGUGAGCACGAGUGAUGUAACUUUUUUUUUCUUGCCUUGUAGGAGUGAAUGUACAUUGUUGUUUCAAUGGUGCGCGCCUUCAAUUUUUUGGUAAGGUGCCCUGGUUAGUAGCUUAAGGCGGGAAAUUUCUGAUUCGUCUCAUGAUCGUAAAAGUACCUAAAACAAGCCCUGUCCGUGACGAUAUCCAUUGUAUAUAUCAUUUGAGAAUUUGGGGAUCAACUUAUUGCAGACUCACUCACACAUUGACACAUCAAGGUACAUAUAAGUUAGUCACAUAAAAUUGUACCGAGUGACCGUAUUGUUGCCCGACACAGAUCGCGCAAUUCCUAGGGAGGUGUUUCUAGUUGCGCAUUUAACAACCUAGGCGCACUUCUUUGUCCUCGACUUCAUAUUUACAAUUUGUCUUACUUUUGUUAUCACGAGCCUACUUUAACUGCCGCUUUACAAUACAAUUCACCCUCACAACUCAAUUCGAUUUACAACUUCAUCAGUCCCUACUUCUAUCACCCGGCCGCGAAAAUGACCGGACACAUGACCUCGACUGGGCGAGGCGGCGCCGGCAACAUCGCCGAUUCCGCCAGAUCUCCCAAGAUCCAGCCCGCCGACCUCGAGACCCCGACUCUAAAGACCUCGGUCGUCACUACUGGCCGCGGAGGCUCUGGUAACAUGGCGCCGAAUAAGGAUCCUAUUGAGACGCGUGCGCGGCAAGACGUUGGGCCUAUCGAGCGACGAGCAAGCCACGGCGCGACACAUGUCGGUCGAGGCGGCGCUGCCAACAUCGUCCGACUAAGCAGCGAGGAAGCCGAGAUUGCCAAGUCGAACCUUAACGGGACUGCGGCUAUGGGUGCUGCUACCGAGGAACACGGAUCCGCUGUGCCUGGGAGCAAGAAGAGCCAGACCAAUGGCCUGGCGGCGAAGGCUAAGGAGUUUUUUAAAGGUGCUUAGAAAGCCCUUAAAAGCAAGGCUUCGAGGUCUUAAGAGGGGUUAAGCAUUGCUGAUUUCCGGUAUACCAUUAGGCGCAUGUAUUGGUGUUGGCGAGCAUGGAGUUAUGGUUCUACGCUUUUUAUU